Molecule: messenger RNA, 303 nt
Organism: Letharia columbiana
Lineage: Eukaryota; Fungi; Ascomycota; Lecanoromycetes; Lecanorales; Parmeliaceae
Exons: 1
Coding region: 1-303 (100 amino acids)
Molecular function (GO): hydrolase activity
Source: RefSeq, a predicted model, not a curated record
AUGGACGAUAUCUACCCGAGCACGAGAGAGGAGUUGCAGGCGGAUGUGGGCUUUUUGCUAAGUGUAAUCCAUGAUGAGACCAAACGCCUCAACGGCGACGCAAGCCGCAUUAUCUUAACGGGUAUCAGCCAAGGAUGCGCGACGGGUUUAAUCACCAUGCUGAAGGGGCAGUGCAAGCUAGGCGGCCUGAGCGGGUGGAUGCCUUUCCGGGCGCAGAUCGAAGAGAUCGGUACGAAAGGAUCGAUGGAGCCUGCCAUGCGGGCAGGGGUCGGAGGGAUUGUCCGAGUGGACGAUCGGUUUUGA